Mycena citricolor is the source of this 1034-nucleotide messenger RNA. The record is from the annotation of a GenBank genome assembly. Lineage: Eukaryota; Fungi; Basidiomycota; Agaricomycetes; Agaricales; Mycenaceae.
GUGUGGCUGUCAAACUUUUGCUUUCGUUCAUGAUGCGACCGUAUACGAAGGUCGCGAGGCUCGUCAGCCAGGGCAUUCGAUGGAAUUCGACCGCAGCGGAUUCCCCCCAAGUGGGCUCGUUAGCCAGUCGGCUCACGGUGCAAAGCUCUGCUGAGUAUCAAGUCCCGGAAAUGGAUCAAUACGCUCAAGAACGAAAGGCGCUGAUAGAAGAAAGGCGGAAACAACGGAUUGAGGAACGUGUUGCCCGUGAAGCUGCUGAGCGCAAGCAACGGGCUGCGCGUGCCGCUCAGCGGUCUCCUCCAAACUUAGCGCCGUCUGCUCCCACCGUCGCUGCUACUACGCCCACUCGGCCGAACUCCUCCGCCACCCCUCACACAAACCCAGAGGCCGAGCCUAGUGAAGAUAUGGUGGCUCACCGUAGGCAACUCCUCGAGGAAGCGCGCGCGGAACGGCGUACUGCACGACUGGCGAGGGAAGGGACUCGUCCACAGCAGACGCCUGGGCACCAGCGCCCUCCCUCCUCACCGCGCGGGCCGCGCGGAGUCGCCGCUGCUCGUGGCGAUCAACCUUCCAAUGGGACAAGAUUCCCAGGACCUGGCAAGGGCGAAGAAAGGAGACCACGUCGCCCGCGGCGUCAGGAUAAAUUUGGGAAAGACUCACUUUCUGACAUGGAAAAGUACCCUCCGGAGAUUGAAGAGUGGGUGAUGAGCGAGGAUGUUAUUGAAGUGGCUCCUUUGCAAGGCCCCGAAAUCGCCAGAGUAAACCUCAAACGCCUCUUCCUAAAGGAGCGUCCAUCUUCCCGAGAUCGUCAAACACUCCUCGAGACCGUCGGUGGAGACUAUUCACGCUUCACCGCGAAAAGCCCCCAGCAUUUUGUUUCUGCUGCUGCGAAGCUUGGGCCAGGAAAGCACUCAGCAGUAGCCUCUGCUCACAGCAAGGAUAUCAUUGCGAAGAAACGCGAGGAGAUUCACGAAAUCGCGAAUACUUGGUCUGCGUAAUACAUAUGAUAUUCGAAUAAACCUGCUUUCGUGUCA